Trypanosoma brucei brucei TREU927 is the source of this 1629-nucleotide messenger RNA. RefSeq names its product splicing factor 3A, putative. The record is from RefSeq and is a predicted model, not a curated record. Gene Ontology annotation, molecular function: zinc ion binding; RNA binding. The coding region runs from base 1 to 1629 and encodes 542 amino acids. Gene Ontology annotation, biological process: mRNA splicing, via spliceosome. Lineage: Eukaryota; Euglenozoa; Kinetoplastea; Trypanosomatida; Trypanosomatidae. The transcript has a single exon. Gene Ontology annotation, cellular component: spliceosomal complex; nucleus.
AUGUUUGGUGGAGUUUUAGAAAAGAUUCGGCUUUUUGAAGCUGACAUUGAGCGUCACAUCGACAGCAUUGUACAGCAACUACUCAUUGAGGAUAUCUCGAACAAACGUCAUCAGCUUCUUCGAGAUUACUUUAUAAUACAACAAGCUGAGGCUGUUGAACCCAUUGCUGAGAAACUAUUGGAUAUUUAUCUUGAUCAGGACGAUAUUGUGUCAGCCCAGGAGGCUCCGGCGGAGGGUGAAGCAGUUUACAGCAAUGCGCUGAAGGAGUUUGAGGCUCGCAUUGCUGACAUCCGGGAGUAUCACCGAACCUUUAGAGACGUUCCUACGGUGAAGUGUGAGCUUGAUCUACCCGAUGUGAAUGCACUUGAUAACGUUUUUACACUCGCAGAGAGGUAUGGCAGUUGCCUUGACCUGGAGGCCCAUUAUCAUCGGUACAGCAACUUUAUGCUUUCGACCAGCAAACGGGCACUUGAAACAAAUCACACGGUGGGGACUGCAUGGCCUGGUCGGGUUGAGUAUCUUACCUUUGUGACCAGUGUUAUAAACAUAAUACUCAAUGAUGUGGACCCUUAUCGCAAGGUAUAUGGCUUCUGGUCUUAUAAGGAAUUCGUGGAGGAGUUGCUCAAAUACCUGGUUCAUUUUCACAAACGUGUACUGGUAAUGGAAAGUGAUGUACUUGAAUCAACACUCGCCAAGUGCGAUGCGGACGCUGAGGAAUUCUGGUCGAAGCUUGUGGAGCAUAAGAAAUCUGUAGUAACCAUUAGUAGCACAGCUGUGGCGCUACCGGGGACAUCUGGGAAGUCUGUAUCCUCGCUGCAUGCCCCUGCACCACUGCGGAGGUAUGUGAAGGCAUUUGCACUGUGGCCCAUAACUUACGUGGAAUCCGUUACACCUUCUGAGAUUGAGAAGCCACCUUCACUCGAAGAAGUCAAGGCUGUGGUGCACAUUGAGGCAAAAAUCGUUGUCUUGCUUCAAACUCUUUUGUUCGAACACCUACAAGAGACAGAAAAGGUUCUUCUGCGUGAUUACAGUAAAACAGUGGAGGAACUGGAGUGGGAGAGGGAUAACAUGCAGGCGGAGUUCCUUCGAUCUGUAGAGGAGGCAAAAAAGAGAUGCGCCACCACUGUUGAAGGAAGUGUUGUACAGGCUGCCCAACAUGAGGUUGCUGUUGCCUUCGCCCCCGAGGAGGGUAAAGAGGUUCCCACAGCUAAUGGCGUUUUAGCACCCGGGACGAAGGCGGGCGAUACCAACGACCAACUACUCGAUAGUGACGGGAAACCAGUUGCACGGUGGCUGGUGUGUUUGCAGCAACUGCAUAAGAGAUUUUACUGCGAGGUAUGUGGUGGAACUGUAUAUAUUGGUCCCAAGGUGUUCAAGGACCACUUCGGUGCGGAGAGACAUGCGGAAGGGUUGCGACGACUUGGUGUUACUCUUCACUUGAAGAAUUAUGAAGGUAUUUCGUCCAUACGUAAGGUAAUUGAGAUGCGGGAUAAAGUGAUGGGAAACAGUCGUAGUCUACGAAAGCGCAUUCAUGCUGAUCAGGAAGAUGAAGAAAUGCAAGAUGCCCAGGGAAACGUGAUUACCGCGGGUGCUUACAGAAAGUUUCAGAUGUCGAGGAAAACAGGUUGA